Molecule: messenger RNA, 2178 nt
Organism: Magnolia sinica
Lineage: Eukaryota; Viridiplantae; Streptophyta; Magnoliopsida; Magnoliales; Magnoliaceae
Product: putative pentatricopeptide repeat-containing protein At5g37570
Exons: 1
Coding region: 3-1682 (559 amino acids)
Biological process (GO): RNA modification
Molecular function (GO): RNA binding; protein binding
Source: RefSeq, a predicted model, not a curated record
CCAUGGCAAUCAAAUCCCUUCUCUCUUCCUCUUCCCAAUAUUCUUACAACACACAGCCCGCCCUUAGCUUCUGCCUCCAAAUCAGCAAAACCAUCAAACACCUCAAGCAGACUCACGCUCGCAUCCUCCGCAUCUCAAGUGGGCCCCACCAAACCCACCAUCUCCUCCUCUCGCUCACCACCCAAAUUCUCAGAUUCCCCCAUCACCUCUCCUAUGCUCGCCAUGUGUUCGAUCAAAUUCCCCACUGCCAAAACCAGUUCCUCUGGACCUCCCUCAUCCGGUCCCACUCCCUCCAUGGGCAAUUUAGCCAGUCCCUGUCCAUUUACACUAAAAUGCACCGGAGCGACGUUCCACCCACUGCCUUCACCUUCUCGUCUGUGCUGACGGCCUGUGCCCGUUUGCCUGCGAUGAAAGAAGGGCAACAGAUUCACGAUCGAGUAAUCAAAUCAGGGUUGUCUUGCAAUAAGAUCGUGCAGACGGUGCUUUUGGAUAUGUAUGCGAAAUGCGGUGUCGUCGAUGAUGCACGUGAGGUGUUCGAUGCAAUGUCUGAGAGAGAUGUUGUUUCUUGGACGGCAAUGGUUUCGGGUUAUGCGAAGGUGGGCCUGAUGGAAGAUGCGAGACAAGUGUUUGAUGAAAUGCCGGAGCGGAAUGUUGUUUCUUGGACUGCUAUGGUUGCUGGGUACGCGAAUUUGGGGGAUGUUGGUGCCGCCAGAGAUCUGUUCGAUAAAAUGCCGGAGAAAAAUGCAGUGUCAUGGACGGCUAUGAUUGCGGGGUAUGGGAAAUGUGGAGAUGUGGAAGGUGCCCGUCGUGUGUUUGACGGAGCACUUGCACUUGACUCCACUUCCUGGGCGGCCAUGAUCGCGUGCUAUGCGCAGAAUGGGUUCUCAAAAGAAGCAAUAGAGACGUAUAAGGAGAUGAGGGGUGCAAAUGUGGAUGCCAAUGAGGUGGCAAUGGUGGCAGUGAUCUCCGCUUGCACACAGCUUGGGGAUGCUGACAUGGCGGAUUCAGUGGCAGAACAUAUGGAAGAGAGAUGUGCUGAACUCACGCUUGUCGCAGCCAAUGCCCUGGUCCAUAUGCACUCGAAAUGUGGGAGCAUAGACCAAGCAUGCCGGAUAUUUUACAAAAUGCCUAAGAAAGAUGUAAUCUCCUACACUGCAUUGAUCACCGGCCUCGCCGAUCAUGGGCGGGGCCAAGAAGCUCUAGAGUUCUUUGAAAGGAUGCAAAAGGAAGGAAUUGCACCCAACCAAAUCACCUUCGUCGGUGUCCUCAAUGCAUGUAGCUACGUGGGCAUGCUCGACGAGGGGUGCAAGUACUUCAAGCUGAUGACACAGACAUAUGGGAUCGUCCCACUAACUGAGCACUACGCGUGCAUGGUGGACCUUCUUGGGCGAGCUGGGGAGCUCGAAGAGGCCCACAAGCUAAUCGAGAGCAUGACCGGUGCACCCGAUGCGGGUGUAUGGGGUGCUUUGUUAGGAGCUUGCAGGGUGCACUGCAAUGCGAAACUGGGUGAAAUUGCUGCCCAGCAUCUGUUCAAAAUUGAGCCCGAGAAUACUGGGAACUAUGUUCUUUUAUCAAACAUUUACGCAUCCUUGAACAGAUGGAAUGAAGCGGCAAGGGUGAGGAAUAUGAUGAGGGAGAGAGGAAUGAUGAAGUCCCCAGGAUACAGCUGGAUUUCAAAGUGAUAAGGCCCGCUUCCACGCUUUUAACAAUGGGCGUUGCAUAAAACACAGAAUGUUCCAUGAUUCUUCACGUGGGGCCCAUGUCUUCUGCCAAUGGUAACCCAAGGAUUGACGGUUAGAUGAAAAGCAAACCGUCUCUCAAUGCUAGAAAUGUUAGUAAAUCCAAUGUUUUCACAACAGGAGAAAUGACAGCAUCGAUGUUGAUGGUAUGCUGGCUAGUAUUGGUGCUUCAUUGCAAGAACCCCAUCUCCGAGCCAUUGCUAUUUCACAUUUUCCAAGCAGCCGCGUCGUCACAAGAGAAUCACUUCCUAGUAGAGGAGCAACUCCAGUGGAAAAGGUUGAAAGUAAGAAACAUGGGAGGAAGGCAAUCCGUUCCAGAAUGCAGGUAUUAUAUUGGUUGGGGCUUGUUUGGAUUGUGAAUUACAUUAGUAAUGUACUAUAAAAGCAACAUUGUUAUCAUUUUACCAUGAUAAACGAAACGCACGAAUUGGUGGUCAAA